This is a messenger RNA of Conger conger (European conger), 2260 nucleotides long. RefSeq names its product T-box transcription factor 18 (gene tbx18). The record is from RefSeq and is a predicted model, not a curated record. Gene Ontology annotation, biological process: morphogenesis of embryonic epithelium; somitogenesis; positive regulation of DNA-templated transcription. Lineage: Eukaryota; Metazoa; Chordata; Actinopteri; Anguilliformes; Congridae. Gene Ontology annotation, molecular function: RNA polymerase II cis-regulatory region sequence-specific DNA binding; DNA-binding transcription factor activity, RNA polymerase II-specific. Gene Ontology annotation, cellular component: nucleus. The transcript is spliced from 8 exons. The coding region runs from base 152 to 1897 and encodes 581 amino acids.
GCAACCCGAUGUCAGUUUUCAGCCACCAAUAGCGCGCAAAGCGAGGUGCCCGCACGAGAGUUUCGAAGACCGGACAAGUUCAGCCGAUGCACUUUAAGUGAACCUUUUUUUCCUCUGGACGUGACGUUCCUGGCGUUUUCUGGGUCGUGGUAUGGCAGAGAAAAGGCGUUCGCCGUGUACAAUGAGUUUGAAGGCUCACGCGUUCUCGGUGGAAGCCCUUAUCGGCGCGGAGAAGAAGCGAAAGUUGGAAGAGGAUGGUGAAAACGGCCUCGAGGAAGUGACCGAAUUAUCGGAUCAAAACGAGAGCGUUCAGCAGAAGGCGGAGAGAACGUGUAUCGCAAACAGAGCUUGCGACACAGACUGUGCCAGUGAUGGAUCCCCAGAUUGUGAGGACGUGUUGUCCGAUAGCCCUCGCCCUGCCUCGCAGUCCUCCGCGCCUGUCCUCGCGGCCCAGGCCGGCUCGGCGCCUGCAGAAGAGAUGCGCGUGGACCUGCAGGGAUCAGACUUAUGGAAGCGGUUCCACGAGAUCGGAACGGAGAUGAUCAUUACAAAAGCUGGAAGGCGGAUGUUUCCAGCCAUGCGCGUGAAAAUCUCCGGCUUAGAUCCGCAUCAGCAGUAUUACAUCGCGAUGGACAUCAUCCCCGUGGACAACAAACGCUACAGGUACGUGUACCACAGUUCAAAGUGGAUGGUAGCCGGAAACGCGGACUCGCCUGUCCCGCCGCGGGUCUACAUCCACCCGGACUCCCCGGCCUCCGGAGAGACAUGGAUGCGGCAAGUCAUCAGCUUCGACAAACUGAAACUCACCAACAACGAACUGGACGACCAAGGGCAUAUAAUCCUGCAUUCGAUGCACAAGUAUCAGCCAAGGGUACAUAUCAUCCGCAAGGAGUGUGGGGAGGAUCUCUCUCCGGCGAAGGCCAUCCCAGCCGGAGACGGAGUGAAUGCGUUCUCCUUUCCGGAAACCGUUUUUACUACCGUGACAGCAUACCAGAAUCAACAGAUCACAAGGUUGAAAAUAGACAGAAAUCCGUUUGCGAAAGGAUUCCGAGACUCUGGACGAAAUAGGAUGGGACUGGAGGCUCUGGUGGAGUCCUACGCGUUCUGGAGACCGUCUCUGAGAACUCUGACGUUUGAAGAUAUUCCCGGAAUGGCAAAGCAAGGCGGUCCGGGGCACGGUCUCCUGCAGGCCUCCCCCAACGGCCUGACGUCGGCCCACCCCCUGCUCUCCUCCUCCCCCUGCUCGUCUCCCGCCUUCCACCUGGGCCAUGGCGGCGGGGCGCAGCUGUGCAACCUCAGCCCGGCCGUGGACUACUCCUCCUGCGGCCGGCCGGGCCUGGCGCUCAACCGCUACGGCGGGGGCCUGGCGGAGACGUACGGCCGGCUGGGCGACGGCGGCGGGUUCUCGGCCCCGCGGAGCGGGCCCUACGGCGGGAACGUCGCCGCGGCGACGGCGGGGGCCGGGGCGGGCGGCGGGGACCCCGGGGACGCCUUCGCCUGCGCCCAGUCCGGGAUUCCCAUCGGCAUUCCCGGGAUGCCGUCGCCCCAGCUGCAGUACGUGCUCCCGGGGUCUCCCGGGAACGCCUUCUCCGUCAACCAGGGCCCCCAGGGGACUUACGGCGGCUUCCGGCUGCACAGCCCCUACGGCCUGUACGGAUACAACUUCUCCACCUCCCCGCGGCUCGCCGCCAGCCCCGAGAAGAUCGUCUCCGCCCAGGGCGCCUUCCUAGGCUCCUCCCCCAGCGGCACCAUGACGGACAGGCAGAUGCUCUCGCCCGUGGACGGUCUGCACAUGCUCAGUGGCGGCGGACAGCAGAACCUGUUCGACUCCAGGACUUUGGGUCUGGGCAGCCUGGGGGCCACGACGGCCUCGCAGGUCUCCGCCCACAUGGUGUGAGGCUCCGCCCUCGCGCUUUGAGGUGCCGCCCACAUCGUGUGAGGCCCCACCCCCCGCGGUAUGAGGCUCCGCCCAUGUUGUUUGAGGCCCCGCCCAUGUUGUUUGAGGCCCCGCCCAUGUGUUGUGAAUCCCCGCCCACAUGGCGUGAGUCUCCUCCUCUUUCCGCUGUGGUCAUGCUGGUACGUUUUGCUUCCUCUUGGUUACCGUUACUGGUUAUUGUAGUUUUUCUUUUUUUAAAGGACUGCAGCAAUACUUCAAAUAUUGACUUGAGUAGGCAGAACAUUUCUAAAAACUGGCAAAGUGCUGCUUCGUCGGUCAGAAAUGGAUUGAAUACGAGUAGUGAGUGAGAGAGGGAAAGAGGGA